GAAGUGGUUGCGUGAAAAGCGCGGGAAAAUUGUUGUUUGUUCUUAGGCGGCGGCGACCUGCAAUUGUUUGACGCGUUACCAACGUUGGACAUCGCGGGAUUUGUUUUGUUUGUUAUGCUUCAUGUCAUCUUCCGUUCGCGACGAUGAACGAAGGCGGUGGAGACGAAGGUUCGGUCGCGGAGCGCAACGUUGAAGCGCCUUCGCCAGCCGACAACGUAACUGCAUGAGUUCCACGCUGCGACAGAGACUCAUAAAGUCACGGCGGUCCUUCGAACUGACCCACCCCAAGAGACGGUGCCUUGCGAGCGGCACCGAGGAGCUGGCGUCUGGAACAAUCCUAUCGCUUGAGCAACCCAGCCAGGGCCUGGAGGAGGGUGUCUGCGCGCUGUCGCCCGAUCGUGGAGCCACUGAACGCAACACCGGAUUGGGGUUAAGCACACCGGAGGGAUGUGCUUCAACCGCAUCACCGGGAGAGUCGGACUUAAAGCGUACGCCUGCGUCCAGCUUGAAUAUUAGUACAGGCAGCAGCCCUGGUGUGAUGUGGACUCCUGGAUCAGGUAAAGCCCUAUCGGAGAGCCAGGCCACAACUAUCCAACAGAUGGCGAAGGAGCUUGAGGAUAUGAAAGGAGCGCUUGCAACGAAAGAGGAAUUGUUGCGCAGGCUCCGAUUGGUCUCGAGCUACCGGAGUAAGAAUAACCUGGAGGAACUGGAGAGGCUGAUUUUCAAGUGGAGGAGCGCCUGCCAGAGUCUCCUGUGUGACCUGCAGCAGGAAGCCACGUCCGACAAAGUUUACAGCCUGGGUCAGAUAAUUGCUGGAAUGGGCCUGGACCCUGAUCUUCUGCAAUACAACUCCACCGAGGACUGCUUCACCUAAAAAGUGAAGCAGAGGGCAAGCUGAGAGUCCUGAACCCAGAGUUUGCCUUGUUUGCAGUCCAUUUGCUGUAGCGUAUGUUUUUGACAUUUAAACUUGCACUAUGAUUUUUUUAAAGUGGAAAAUAUGUAUGGCUUACCUUUCAGGUGACGGAGCAUGAUAAAAUUUGAAAGUGUUUCAAGGGUGAAAAUAUUUCCCUCUAGUAACUGAUUAUUGCAGCUAAGAUGCUUGCAUUUAUAGAAAAUUUCCAUUUACAACCUGUUAUUAAUUUUUCAGUUUCAUGAAAUGCAGUCGCAAAUCAAUAUAUUCCUAUCCCUGUUUCAGGCUGAACUUAAACGGUCCAGUAUUCCUACAUUAUUAAUGUUAUAUAAAUUAAUGUUUGUGUUGCUCCAUUUAACAUGAGAUGGAACCCUAGGGAAAUUAAGUUGCACAAAAUCUGCAACUUCCAAUUAUUGUUAGACUCAGAAAACGAUCCGAUUGGUUGGACAGGUUCAUGCGGUUGUCAUGGGUUACAAAUGGCUGUCCAACAUGGCUACAUUUAUUAUGUUUAUGGUGGCAUAGAAAUAGUAUUAGAAAUGUGGAUGAAGCUGGCUUUAUUUGGGUUAUGGGGAUUUUCAUUAAUUGGGCAUUUAAAUGCCCCAGCAUCUCAAAGCACCUCAUUUAAUCUAAUUUCAAUAAUUCCAUAGACCAGCUAUAUUUUUAUUUUUUACCGAUGGCACAAGGUGACGCAGCGCUGGCCGGCAAGUGGGCAUUAUUCUGUCAGUAGAGGGCGAUGAUGCUAUUGGUCAUGACAAAAAAAGUAAUACUCUUUGGUUCUUUCAGUAAAGUCACAUAGGUAGAAAAAAUAAUAGAUCACGACGUUUCGAUCACAGGAUAUUUGCAGUCACGAAAGCUUCAAUUAAAAAAAAGUAAUACUGUACAGGUAAACCUCGAUUUGAGAAAGGGACGCAUUCUUUAACAAACAUGCACAAAACAAAAUUCAUGAAUUGGAAUUGCUUUUACCCCUGUUUAUUUAGUGCAAAAACUUAAGAGAUGUAUUUCAGACAGUCAUUCCAACUCUAUUCCUAACCUAAAAAUAUACACCGACACCACUUUUCACGAGCAUAAUAGAGAACAAAAAUACUAAAACUACUUAAUAAUAAUUAAUUAAUAAAAAUACUAAUUACCCUUUUCAGGGAACUCGCCAAAAGAUCUGCUGCAUGUUGGAAUUCCUGAAAAGGUGAUGUGGAAGCCUUACUAUUGCACGAGGGUAGGGGUCGGCAACCAAAACAACGAGCCUUGUUUUUCGAAUUCGGUAAAAAUAACAUUUCAAGAGCCGCAAUGCAUGUGGUGAAUACCAGACGGCGGUCCUUUAUAAAUAACGUCACGAAGCACUCCGUAAUGAGCCGCAUGCUGCUCCGGAGCAUACGCCGGUUGGCGUUCCCCCGGCUUAGGUUGUUAUAUCCGAAGUAGGUCUUGUGUUUGUGAGUGACAUUGUGAAUGUAUAGGUUUUCAUUUAUAAGCUGAUCUCAUUGGACUUGAGUCCUGCAACUAUUGUAUUGUGGUAUUCCACCAUUAAUUGAAUUGAGAUAAUGCUCUCUUGAUGAAAACAAAUUUUGUUUGCACUUUUAGAAGUCUAAUUCACAUUUGUAUAUUAUUGCUGUGUUCGAGGCGAUAUGCGAGUUAGGAGAGCAUUGCAUGUAUUAAUUGUAAAGACUUUAGAAGUUAAUCUGCUUGUGGUUGUAAUUUAAUUGCUGAAAAGAACAAUAAAGAAACGAUGAAAAUG
Lethenteron reissneri (Far Eastern brook lamprey) is the source of this 2636-nucleotide messenger RNA. It is a transcript of the gene SFR1, whose product is annotated as SWI5 dependent homologous recombination repair protein 1. Gene Ontology annotation, cellular component: Swi5-Sfr1 complex. NCBI's taxonomy places the organism in Eukaryota, Metazoa, Chordata, Hyperoartia, Petromyzontiformes, Petromyzontidae. Gene Ontology annotation, biological process: double-strand break repair via homologous recombination; positive regulation of DNA-templated transcription. The record is from RefSeq and is a predicted model, not a curated record.